GCAGCAUCCGCAUCCGCACCGUACCGUACCCUAUCGUAGCAAACUAGCAUUUUGACUUUUGAUUCCAUCCAUUGUUAGUUUCGGUCGAAGCUUUUUCGUGUUUGUUUGAUAUCUAAUAUUAUUGUGUUGUGAAUUAAACCUAUGAUAUAGGGAAAGUAAAUAAUUUGUUUAUCAUUUUGAGUGUAAUUAUUUCUCGUGACAAUGUCACAAGCAGAAGAUCCGAUGGAUACAGCAGAUGUCGGCGAUAAUUCUAAUGCUUCGUCAAGUGACACGCCGUCGUCCCGGGGUAAAGAAGGAGACUUCGAAAGUAAAAUUGAAACCGAUCGGUCCAAGAGGUUUGAUUUCUUACUGAAACAGACAGAGAUAUUUUCUCAUUUUAUGACAAACAGUAAUAAGUCCGGAAGCAGUCCACCGAAAGCGAAAGCCGGCCGACCGAAGAAGAUAAAGGAACCUGAUACACCUACUAGUGCUGGAGACCAUCGCCAUAGAAAAACAGAGCAAGAGGAAGAUGAAGAACUCCUCGCGGAAACCAACACCAAGCAGAAGACAAUAUUCCGAUUUGAAUCAUCACCGCCAUACAUCAAGAAUGGAGAAAUGCGAGACUACCAAGUGCGGGGGUUGAAUUGGAUGAUAUCACUGUAUGAAAAUGGUAUUAAUGGUAUACUGGCUGAUGAGAUGGGUUUAGGGAAAACUCUGCAAACAAUAUCACUUUUGGGUUAUAUGAAACAUUUUAAAAAUGUCCCUGGACCACACAUAGUCAUUGUACCAAAAUCUACACUCACAAAUUGGAUGAAUGAAUUCAAAAAAUGGUGUCCCUCCCUCAAGGCUGUGUGUCUUAUUGGUGAUCAAGAAACUAGGAAUAUAUUCAUUAGAGAAACUCUGAUGCCUGGCAACUGGGAUGUUUGCAUAACAUCAUAUGAAAUGAUUAUAAGGGAGAAAUCUGUGUUCAAAAAGUUCACAUGGCGCUAUAUGGUCAUCGAUGAAGCUCAUCGAAUAAAGAAUGAAAAGUCCAAGCUUUCUGAAUUAUUGCGUGAAUUCAAGAGUAUGAAUAGACUUCUAUUGACUGGUACACCUCUGCAGAACAAUCUUCAUGAGCUGUGGGCUUUACUGAACUUCCUUCUGCCUGAUGUGUUUAACAGUUCUGAUGAUUUUGAUGCUUGGUUCAAUACAAAUGCUGCUCUAGGCGACAAUCAGUUGGUGUCCAGAUUGCAUGCAGUUUUGAGACCAUUCUUGUUGCGGCGUCUUAAAGCUGAAGUAGAGAAAAAGCUUAAACCAAAAAAGGAACUUAAAGUGUAUGUGGGAUUGAGUAAAAUGCAAAGAGAAUGGUAUACAAAGGUUCUUAUGAAGGAUAUUGAUAUUGUAAACGGCGCUGGUAAAGUGGAGAAGAUGCGCCUGCAGAACAUCCUCAUGCAGCUGCGCAAGUGCUGCAACCACCCGUACCUGUUCGACGGCGCGGAGCCCGGCCCGCCCUACACCACGGACGAGCACCUGGUGUACAGCUGCGGCAAGCUGGCCAUCCUCGACAAGCUGCUGCCCAAGCUGCAGCAGCAGGGCAGCAGGGUGCUGGUCUUCUCGCAGAUGACCAGGAUGCUGGACAUUCUGGAGGACUACUGCCUUUGGAGACAGUAUAAGUAUUGCCGCCUGGACGGCCAAACGCCGCACGAGGACCGCAACCGGCAGAUCGAGGAGUACAACGCGGAGGGCAGCGAGAAGUUCGUGUUCAUGCUGUCGACGCGCGCCGGCGGGCUGGGCAUCAACCUCACGUCGGCCGACGUCGUCAUCAUCUACGACUCCGACUGGAACCCGCAGAUGGACCUGCAGGCCAUGGACCGAGCCCAUCGGAUCGGACAGUUGAAACAGGUGCGCGUGUUCCGCCUCAUCACCGAGAACACCGUAGAAGAGAAGAUCGUAGAGCGAGCCGAGGUGAAGCUGCGGCUGGACAAGCUGGUGAUCCAGUCGGGCCGGCUGGUGGACACCAAGAACCAGCUCAACAAGGACGAGAUGCUCAACAUGAUCAGGCACGGCGCCAACCAUGUCUUCUCCUCCAAGGACUCGGAGAUUACUGAUGAGGAUAUCGACUCUAUUCUCGCCAAAGGAGAAUCAAAGACCGAAGAGCUGAAACAAAAGUUGGAAAGUCUCGGCGAGUCGUCGUUAAGACAAUUUUCAAUGGACACUCCGGGCGCGACCGAUUCUGUUUACCAGUUUGAAGGCGAGGAUUACAGAGAGAAGCAAAAGAUAGUACCGAUCGGCAACUGGAUCGAGCCGCCCAAACGCGAGCGUAAAGCGAACUACGCCGUGGACGCGUACUUCCGCGAAGCUCUGCGCGUGUCCGAGCCGAAGGCGCCCAAGGUACAGGCCCCGCGACCGCCGAAGCAGCCCAUCGUUCAAGACUUCCAGUUCUUCCCGCCGCGGCUCUUCGAGCUUCUUGAUCAAGAAAUAUAUCACUAUAGAAAAACGCUUGGUUACAAAGUACCUCGAAACCCUGAAUUGGGCCCCGAGUCAGCAAAAAUCCAAAGAGAGGAACAACGCAAGAUAGACGAUGCCGAAGCUCUCACUGAAGAGGAGAUACAAGAGAAAGAACAACUCUUAACCCAAGGAUUCACAAAUUGGACGAAACGCGACUUCAAUCAAUUUAUCAAGGCAAACGAAAAGUAUGGCAGAGAUGACAUUGAAAACAUUGCAAAGGACGUUGAAGGCAAAACUCCAGAGGAGGUAAUGGAGUACUCAGCAGUAUUUUGGGAGAGGUGUCAUGAACUUCAGGAUGUAGACAGAAUUAUGGGUCAAAUUGAGAAAGGUGAAGCGAAAAUACAAAGAAGAGCUUCAAUAAAGAAAGCUUUGGACGCUAAAAUGGCGCGUUACAGGGCGCCUUUCCAUCAACUCAGAAUCUCAUACGGCACCAACAAGGGAAAGAACUACGUUGAAGAAGAGGACAGGUUCUUAGUGUGUAUGCUGCAUAAGUUAGGCUUCGACAAGGAGAAUGUGUACGAAGAGCUGCGGGCGGCGGUGCACGCGGCGCCGCAGUUCCGCUUCGAUUGGUUCCUCAAGUCGCGCACGGCUGUGGAGUUACAGCGGAGAUGUAACACACUAAUUACGUUAAUCGAAAGAGAAAAUCAAGAGUUGGAAGAGAAAGAAAGAGCAGAGAAGAAAAAGAAAAGUGGAAACUCCAAUCAAAACACUCCUGGUGGCAAUGCGACGGGCAAAGGUGCGAGCGCCGGCAAACGAAAGGCUGACAACACUCAGGAUAGCGCACAGAAGACUAAGAAAAAGAAGAAAUGAAAUCCGGCUUCCCUCUACCCGAUCAGAGUCACUCGGUCGGCCGUAGUACGAAAGUAAUAGUCUAAGAUACGGCAUUAGAAAUAUAUAAUCUCAUCUGAUUCGUUAGUUCUAUUAAUUAAAUGAUAGAUAAUGUUCACAGUGACACAUUGCAAAUAGAUUGCCUUGUUAAAUUGCGGACAAACACAUUUUUCAUACAUAAUCUAGGAAACCAUAAACUAGAUCAAACGCAAACUAAUACAUUUGAAAUAAGCUUUCAUUUGACAAAUUAGAUGACUAAAUAACUGAUGAGAGUAUAUAAAUAACAUUACUUAACUGUUUAUUUCUGGCAACCCCAAAGUUGCAAUGUAACCAGUGUACCAUUUUUCAAAUUGCCCAAUGAGGGAACUCAACUAAAAAAGAAGAUUAAAUGAAUUUAAAAAAUAAAUAGUCAUUUAAUACCAUCCGGCCGGAAUGUAACUACUUAGGUAUAUGAAUAUUUUUUAUCAUUUAUUUAUUAACCCAAUUAAAUAACAGAUGAGGUUAUAUAUUUCUUAUCGGAUCUCGUACUAUAAUAGUAAUAGUUUUCAAUGAAAUAAUUUGUCCAUUUGUCAUAUUAAUUUCGAAUCUGUAUUUGAAUGGUCGACUCGUUUACCUUGAGUAUUACUCAUAAUUUUAAUAAACUUAGUAUAACUUAGGUAACAUUCCCUUUUUACGAUAUACGAUAUAACGAUAUGAUGGAUGUGUUUGAUUGUGUAAUAGUAAUAAAAGGCAUGAUAAUUUUGAA
Bicyclus anynana (squinting bush brown) is the source of this 4039-nucleotide messenger RNA. It is a transcript of the gene Iswi, whose product is annotated as chromatin-remodeling complex ATPase chain Iswi. Gene Ontology annotation, cellular component: nucleus; chromatin. NCBI's taxonomy places the organism in Eukaryota, Metazoa, Arthropoda, Insecta, Lepidoptera, Nymphalidae. The coding region runs from base 202 to 3276 and encodes 1024 amino acids. The record is from RefSeq and is a predicted model, not a curated record. Gene Ontology annotation, biological process: nucleosome organization; regulation of transcription by RNA polymerase II. Gene Ontology annotation, molecular function: nucleosome binding; histone binding; ATP hydrolysis activity. The transcript is spliced from 17 exons.